This is a messenger RNA of Penicillium cataractarum, 1404 nucleotides long. RefSeq names its product FMN-dependent alpha-hydroxy acid dehydrogenase. NCBI's taxonomy places the organism in Eukaryota, Fungi, Ascomycota, Eurotiomycetes, Eurotiales, Aspergillaceae. The coding region runs from base 1 to 1404 and encodes 467 amino acids. Gene Ontology annotation, biological process: lactate metabolic process. The transcript is spliced from 4 exons. Gene Ontology annotation, molecular function: L-lactate dehydrogenase (cytochrome) activity; heme binding. The record is from RefSeq and is a predicted model, not a curated record.
AUGUCCAGCACCAAGCUUACUGGUGCCACGAUUGCGGAGCACAACUCUCGAGACUCCUGCUGGGUCAUCGUACACGGAAAAGCCUACGAUGUCACGGAUUUUCUCAAUGAACAUCCGGGUGGGUCGAGAAUAAUCCUCAGAUACGCAGGAAAAGACGCAACAGAUGCAUUCGACCCUGUCCACCCCCCAGAUACCCUGAACAUUUAUCUUGACCCUUCUAAACAUUUGGGUUAUGUUGAUAUGGAGACCAUCCAGAAGGAAGAGUCAGAUGACCCCGAGAAAGCGCUCAUUGAGCACCGAAUCAAGCAGAUGCCUCCCUUGGAGGCCUGUUACAAUCUCAUGGAUUUCGAAACUGUGGCACGGGAGGUUAUGCGAAAGACUUCAUGGGCAUACUACUCAAGCGGAGCAGAUGAUGAGAUAACAAUGCGCGAGAAUCAUUCAGCAUUUCACAAAGUUUGGUUCAGACCCCGUGUGCUAGUGGAUGUUGAAUCGGUUGAUAUGUCGACUACUAUGCUUGGUACCAAAGUUUCUAUCCCGUUCUAUGUCACGGCAACAGCACUCGGCAAAUUGGGUCAUCCAGAAGGCGAAGUGGUCCUCACAAAGGCUGCCUAUGACCACGAUGUCAUCCACCUGGAUAUCACUGAGCGAAUUGUGAGGCACGCAGAACAACGCGGUUGCAAGGCUGUAUUUAUCACCGUCGAUGCCCCGCAGCUCGGUCGACGCGAGAAAGACAUGCGCUCAAAGUUCUCUGAUGUUGAAUCCGACGUUCAGGCCUCGGGCGGGUCGUCGGUGGAUAGAUCGCAAGGAGCUGCUCGUGCGAUUUCGUCUUUUAUCGAUCCUAGCCUUUCAUGGAAGGACAUUCCUUGGUUCAAAUCUAUCACCAAAAUGCCUAUCAUACUCAAGGGUGUCCAGUGUGUUGACGAUGUCCUGCGGGCUAUUGAUAUUGGUGUCGACAGCGUUGUGAUCUCGAACCACGGAGGUCGACAGCUUGAUACAACCCCUUCGGCAAUUGAAAUUCUGGCAGAGGUAGCUCCUAUCCUGCGAGCUCGGGGACUAGAGGGUCAAAUCGAGAUCUACAUUGAUGGAGGCAUUCGCCGAGCUACCGACAUAAUCAAGGCACUUUGUCUUGGAGCAAAGGGUGUUGGUAUUGGACGCCCCUUUCUCUAUGCGAUGUCUGCGUACGGCGCCAAGGGUGUCAGCCACGCUAUGCAGCUACUGAAAGACGAAAUGGAGAUGAAUAUGCGGCUUAUCGGGGCUGCAUGCAUCAAGGAUUUGAAUCCAUCUCUUGUAGAUACGCGAGGGCUUCUAUCAGGUCACUCAGGUAGUGUACCGGUUGACAGUCUUUCUUUGCGCGCCUAUGACUCGCUUCAAGGGCCACGAUUCGGUGACAAGUCCAAACUCUAG